GUUGUACCCCACCAGCGCCUCAGAACCGUCACGAGCACGUACGGACUCAGACGCACUCUCGGCACUCCGAGAACAGCGAGGCUGUACAGUUCGAGUGAUAGAGAGUAACAUACAGUAGACGUCGAGCGCGCGUUUUUUUUUUUUUUCAUUUUCGAUCACGAUCAUCCGAUCGAAAACGCGUGACGUUACGAAGAGCAUCGUGAGGAUUGGAGCUCCUCGAUCGGCGAUUCGGCUUGGGACCAUCGGAGGACCAAUCUUCGCAGAAGAUCCACUCACUCACUCACUCACUGGACUCUCUCCGUUAUCCUCUUGUUUUGUGACCAGUGACAGUAUAAAGUGUGAUCGCAUCAUGUCACCGCACACGGGCUACACGCCGGUCAGCGGGAUGGAGUACGAGGAGCCGGUGUCGCGCACCUAUCAGUACCGCAAGGUGAUGAAACCGAUGCUGGAGCGGAAGCGACGCGCCCGCAUCAAUCGCUGCCUGGACGAGCUGAAGGACCUGAUGGUGACCGCGCUGCAGGCCGAGGGCGAGAACGUGGCGAAGCUGGAGAAGGCGGACAUCCUCGAAUUGACGGUGCGUCACCUUCACACGCUACGCGCCGCACGGAGGCUCACGCUCACGCCGGAGAACAGCUACGCCGACCGAUUCCGCGACGGCUUCACCCAGUGCGCCCAGGAGGUGUCGACCUUUCUUUCGACACCGGUCGCCGCCGCGGUGCAUCCCGCCGCGGGAGCCCAGCUUAUGCGACAUCUCGGUGGCUGUCUUCGACGACUGGAGAGUCCAGCUGGCGCCAAGCACGCGCUGCCGACGGCGGCAACCACGGCGCCUGCGACCAAGACGGCUCAUCAAGCGCCCACGAGCCAAACGAACGUUCCCCAGAACGUGUACACUCCACCGCAGAGCCCUGUCAGUGUCGCGAGCUCGUCGGGCGAGUCCUCGGAGUCUUCGAACGCGGUCUGGAGACCCUGGUGAUGAGGCAGUCGUCGGCGACGGUGACCACCAUCCUGAGAUCUCCGGGGCGGACGUUCGAGAAGCGAUCGAGAAGCAAUCCGACGACGAUAUGAAGGAUCCUCCGGCUGAAAUGACACCGCGAGGUGGAAAAACGACGAAUUGCUGUCUUCCAAAAUGAAACUUUAGCGUUAGCCUCAAUGGGAAUUCUUUGAGAAACUCUUUACUUCUUUUACGCAGUUUACUCGAUCGCAUUGUACAUAGGUGAUUAAAGCUUUAAGUGACGUCUGUGAUAGGGUUCCAUUUUGUACCUGAGAUGACUAUUUUCUCAUAAAUCAUAGCAACUAUUAUAUAGAUGUUAACUUGUUAUGUUUAAGAACCUUUUUCGACGUAAUGGCGUCCGGCGUCUCUGUUGAGGCCGUCGGGCGGUAUCAUCAUCUUCAUCAAUAAACGUCUUGUUUUAAUGAUAAACGAUAUCGAAUCACCACCCACCACAUAUCCGCAUCCUUCUUUUCUUUAUUAAUCUUCUUUACGAUAGAAUUAUAUGUAAAAAGCGCUAUAUGAUUCAACGAAACGCUAACUUCAUUCAAAGAACACUUUUUUAUUAUAUUAUAGAAUUUAAAUUCAUGACUUUACUAUAAAGAUUAAUGUACUUGUGCAAAUUAUUAUAAAUUAAUUAAAUGAAAGAGAUAAAUAAAACUUGAAUUUUUUUAUAUAAGUAA
This is a messenger RNA of Monomorium pharaonis (pharaoh ant), 1671 nucleotides long. RefSeq names its product enhancer of split mbeta protein. NCBI's taxonomy places the organism in Eukaryota, Metazoa, Arthropoda, Insecta, Hymenoptera, Formicidae. Gene Ontology annotation, biological process: regulation of neurogenesis; anterior/posterior pattern specification; regulation of transcription by RNA polymerase II. The coding region runs from base 350 to 973 and encodes 207 amino acids. Gene Ontology annotation, cellular component: nucleus. Gene Ontology annotation, molecular function: DNA-binding transcription factor activity, RNA polymerase II-specific; protein dimerization activity; RNA polymerase II cis-regulatory region sequence-specific DNA binding. The record is from RefSeq and is a predicted model, not a curated record. The transcript has a single exon.